AUUAUAGAUCUGUCCUCUGAACUUAAAUAUCAACUUCAUCUCCCCCGUCACCAUCAUCCUCUCUUUCUCAUUUGUGAACAAUACAACUCCACAGUGCCAGACUUUCCGUUUCCUUUUGAUGCAGUUUCCAUUUCCUUUCCCAUAAAUAUUUCCGGCAAUAAAUUCUAAAUUCUAAAUCAUACACUUGUCAUUUAUUAACGCAAUACCCAUUCUCCAAAAAACCUCUCUUCCCAUAAACACAAAUAUAUAUUCCCAGAAAACUAUAGACGAAGAGAGAAACAAAAAAAUAAUCCCAUGGAGAUGACAAGAAACCACUUCUUAACAUUGUUACUCGGAGUCUCUAUAUCCGCACUCGCCAUCCUACUCUUCCUUAUCUUCUGCACAAGAAGAAAACGUUCUUCUACUGAGUCUGAUCAACACGACGUCGAGUCCCAUGGAUUCUCCUCAGAGGCAGAGGAGCUCGUGACGUUUCACGGCGGAGAAGAUCUCACGAUCUGCGAUAUCCUAGAUGCUCCCGGAGAAGUCAUCGGAAAAUCAAGCUACGGCACUCUGUACAAGGCGUCCUUGCAGCGUAGCGGUAAAGUUAGGGUUCUCAGAUUUCUCCGACCGGUUUGUACUCUGAGAUCGGAUGCUAUGGAGUUUAGCGGCGUCAUCGAGACGCUUGGGGUUGUUCGACACGAGAACUUGGUUCCUCUGUUGGGUUUCUAUGGUGGAAACAGAGGAGAGAAGCUUAUGGUUCAUCCUUUCUUCUCUUCCGGGAAUCUUUCAGACUUCAUCAGAAGUGGAGAUGAUGAAUCAGUAAAAUGGAUUAACAUUUUACGCAUCAGUAUUGGAAUAGCCGAAGCUCUUGAUUAUCUUCACAGUAAGAUGCAGAAACCAAUCGUCCACGGCAAUCUCAAAUCCAAGAAUGUUCUUCUGAGCUCGAGUUUCGAACCUAGAGUAUCUGAUUUCGGUUUGCAUCUGCUCUUAAACAUAACGUCAGGACAAGAGAUUCUUGAUGUUUCUGCAGCUGAGGGGUACAAAGCUCCUGAGUUGAUAAAGGUGAAGGAAGUGAGCAAAGAGAGUGAUGUGUAUAGUCUCGGUGUGAUCAUGCUUGAGCUAGUCUCUGGUAAAGAACCGAUAAAUAAGAAUCCAACAGGCGAUGAUGAGUUGUAUCUUGCUGAUGUCAUGAGGAAUGCUGUCCUUGAUCAUAAGUUGUCUGAUCUGUACCGUCCCGAGAUUCUCAAGAGUAAUGGUGAUCAUAUGAGUGAAGAAUGUGUCCUCGAGUAUUUUCAGCUUGCAAUGUCUUGUUGCUCUCCUUCGCCUUCCCUUAGGCCAAACAUCAAGCAGGUCUUGAGGAAACUCGAAGACAUCAAGAAAUGUUAGACGAAUUUAAGAAUGAUUGGGGUAAGAACGAAAGAAGGAACCGAUACAAUUCUUUACCAAGGUUCUUGAUUAAAAGAUCAUAGUCAAAGGACAAAUAGGAGUUGCUACCGAGGCAAAAGACUUCUGAUAUGAUCAGUGGCUUGAGGAGGAGAUGCGGAACAUUGACAUGAAUCUGGCAAGUCUCAAGCUGUUAGUGAAGACAACAAUGAACAAGUUAUUAGGAUAGUAACAUAACUGUAAAGGGGAGAGGAUUGUACUUUAGAAGUUUACACAUCUUGUGAGAGGUGUGUGGGGGAUAGUCUUCUGACUAUAGGACAGAUAGAGACUCUGUGUCAAACGUCAUUGUAAUUUGUAAUCUUUGAUUUCAUUAACUUUUUCUUAUCAAA
Raphanus sativus (radish) is the source of this 1751-nucleotide messenger RNA. RefSeq names its product putative kinase-like protein TMKL1. The record is from RefSeq and is a predicted model, not a curated record. Lineage: Eukaryota; Viridiplantae; Streptophyta; Magnoliopsida; Brassicales; Brassicaceae. Bases 295 to 1365 code for a protein of 356 amino acids. Gene Ontology annotation, biological process: protein phosphorylation. Gene Ontology annotation, molecular function: protein kinase activity; ATP binding. The transcript is spliced from 2 exons.